Messenger RNA from Nelumbo nucifera (sacred lotus), 2274 nucleotides. RefSeq names its product vacuolar fusion protein CCZ1 homolog B-like. Gene Ontology annotation, cellular component: Mon1-Ccz1 complex; intracellular membrane-bounded organelle. Gene Ontology annotation, biological process: vesicle-mediated transport. Lineage: Eukaryota; Viridiplantae; Streptophyta; Magnoliopsida; Proteales; Nelumbonaceae. The record is from RefSeq and is a predicted model, not a curated record.
GUAGCCUCAAGGGUUUGAUUACGAAGGCAUUAAAUAUCUGAUAUCUCGCAAGAUACCAAAGACGGGAACUCAGAUAUUAUUCCUUCCGUCGAUCUUCAAUCCAUGGUGUGGAAUACAUUCCAUAUUAAAAGCAUGCUGCUUACGUCGUAGAUCCAGGUCAUUGUGUGUUAACGAAUCGAUGUACAAAACUCGGGAGAUCUUUUGCUUUUAUGCUUCAGGGAAAUGCCUAGUUCGUAAAUGUUCGGAUGCUUCGAGGCAGUCCUGAGCUUAUGCGGAAGAAGCGAGUCUGACAACUAUCGUUUGCGUGAAAGAAUUCGAGAGGGAGAUUCAUCAAUUUGGCUGCAGGAAUCAGAAGAUUUUAUAAUGGGUCUCUCGUCUACUGCCACUACCAAUGAAGGUAUCCAACUUUGUAUAUUCGACUUGAGGAGAGGGCAGCAUGAAGGACAGGAACUUGAUAAGAUUCUGUUUUUCUUUCCUGCUGAUUUGUCUUUUUCAACACAACUUUCUGUAAUAGGGCUUAGUGAAGGACUUAUCACAUUUACAAGGAUUUUCUCUCCAGAUGCUGCUUGUGAGGUCAUAGAAGCAGAGAGGCACUCACAUGUCUUUUAUCAGGCAGAGCCAGAUAUAUGGAUGGUUAUGGUAGUGGAGAAAAAUAAGGAUACAGAAGCAAUUUGGCGUAAUGAUGCAUUACAAAGAGUUCUUAAGGAAGUGCAUUCUCUUUUUGUGAUGUUUCAUGGAUCUAUAAGAGCAUUACUUGAGAAAGAACCUGGGGGCGGGGUUGCUCGUUCUCAUUUGUAUUCCUUUGUCAUGGAUUAUUUAACUGAUUUUCUUGUAGCAAAGAAACUCCAUUUACCAUCCUUCCGUGACUGUUUAAAGGAGCGUGGAACUGUUCAGAUGCUUACUGUAGGACGGGAGGCUGCAAUUGAAGUUCAGUCACUUGUCAGAAUUCUUGAAUCUGCAUGUCCUGGAAACACUGCCUGCAACUCACUUGUCUUGUUUCAGGAUCUUCUGGUGUCUACAACACUUUCUCCUGAUGACACAGUGAACCUAUUUGCAUAUGCUGUUCUAAGGUUGACACCACGUUCUUUAUCCCAUGGUACAAACUCAUGGUCCUAUUUACGCAAGGGAAGUACUGCCUCACAUGUUCCCACAGGCUCUAUCUCAGACAAUUCCGGGUCUGCAACAGAACAAUCUUAUACCUCCCACGAUACUUCUCCUGGUAGACAAGGUCAGAGAUAUCACAUUCCAAGGCCCUUGCAACGUGACAAAUGGUCUAAAGGGAAAGAUGGUUUCCUUGUUACCGAGACUUGGGGUGCAGAAGUUGGUAGUUUGAUUCCUGCAACCCCUACAGUAUGGCUCCAACAGACAGAUGAGAGAAUGUAUCUUUGUGUGUUUCAGCAAAAAUACCUUACGGUCAUCCUUCUAAUUCCUGUUAGCUCUAUCAUUAAUGGGGAACAAGGGAUAUCUAUGGUGAAGCAGCUAGUUCUUGAAACUGCAUCACUAAAUAUCUUUAAAGUUGAAGAAAGACUAUCAAGAGGAUGGGGUGGUGGAAAUGCUUAUCAUGUCAGUGGAUAUCGCUAUUUACUAUGUGAUCGUGACAGAAAUAUAUCAAGGGCUUCUCCGCCAGGAAAAGUGACAACUUUAACAAAGGACUCUCUGCUUGCCCUUAAUAAGCUAAGGGAAGAAGUUGAUGUAGAGAAGAGCAGAGCAAAAUGGGAUGACCCUAAUCAUGACAAGGAUUUGGAAAUCUGCAUUAGGGCAAGAAAUAAUGCUUGGGUUAUUGCAAGGCUUACAAAAGGCAAAGAGCUUUACAUGGUUUUAGAAAAAGCAAAUGAAACACUUCUUUAUGCUUCAGAUGCUGUUGAAAAGUUCAGCAACAGGUACUGCAAUGGAACCUUUUCUUUGGAUUAGAGUGAACAGGUUUAUGAUGCUAACGCUACUAGAGAAUAGAACAUGAAAUAUGUGCUCAACAUGUAGGUGAAAGUACUGCUUCUUAGCCCUUCUUACCCUGGUUUUCCUUUACUGUGGAUUCCUGUCAUGCCAGAAAGAAAAGGAAAAAAAGAGGCCGUUAGAGAUAUAAUUGUUUUUAUUCUUCUACAUGCUAAGAGAUGCAAUGAAAGUACAUUUGCUAAGCCAUGUACAAAUGAUGAUCUUGGAGUUGACACAUUCAUGGUUAUGAUUUCUGAGUUUUUCAUUAAUUCUUGUAAAUCUUGUUUUGCAUGAGGUCAUUGCAUUCAAAAUUAUAAGAUUUUGAGGCUGACAUUUUUGGAAGAA